Molecule: messenger RNA, 649 nt
Organism: Stegostoma tigrinum
Lineage: Eukaryota; Metazoa; Chordata; Chondrichthyes; Orectolobiformes; Stegostomatidae
Product: protein lifeguard 1
Exons: 2
Coding region: 1-303 (100 amino acids)
Biological process (GO): negative regulation of apoptotic signaling pathway
Cellular component (GO): endoplasmic reticulum; membrane; Golgi apparatus
Source: RefSeq, a predicted model, not a curated record
AUGUUUCUGCAGACCCGGGUAGACUUCACUUUCUGCUACAGCUUCCUCCUCAUCUGCUCCAGCGUGCUGCUCAUGUUCGGCUUCUUCUGCAUUUUCUUCCACGACCGCAUUCUGCAGGUUGUCUACGGGUCGCUGGGCGCUCUGCUCUUCUGCAUCUUCCUGGCAGCGGACACACAGCUCAUUCUGGCCAAGCACCGGUACAACCUGAACCCCGAGGAGUACAUCUUUGGCGCCCUGAUCCUCUAUCUCGACUUUGUCAACAUCUUCCUGUACCUCCUGAUGAUCUUCGGGGUCGAGCGUUAGCUCUCCCCAGGGCCCAGCGGCGGGGAGCGGGGCCGUCGACAAAAGCAAGGGAUGCCGCUGCCGGCGGGGUUUGGAGGGUUGGGGGGGAGCUCUACCCGAAACCUAACCCCGCUUCCCUCCCUCGCUUGUCCUCUCCCUCCCUCGCUUGUCCUCUCCCUCCCUCGCUUGUACUCUCCCUCCCUGCAGAGCGAGCCACUCGGCCACAGGGUCCCUCGCUGCCCUGCAAAACAUCUCCCCCAUUACCACCCCGCCGCCCCCCAACCCCGGCUCCUCCCUCUCGAAAGAAGCGACCGCUCGGACAAGCCCUAUUUAUUACAGAGUAAAAUUUUAAUUCGGUUCAACCUGA